AUGGCCUUAAGGGCACUUACACGCUCUUUGGGCUCCCUCAGCCUAGCACCCCCGGUCCCCGCCACCUCCGCCUCGAGCCUUCUCCCCGCAGUCCAGGUGAUAAGCAAUGCCAAUGCCCUCCUCCAGACACCUACUGCUUCAACAUUGCUCCCUUUCCGCCCAUUCCUCACCUUCACGACCCUUAAUGCCAAAUUUGUAUCCUGGAAGAGUCGUACCAAGUACACCGUUAAACCAGUGAAAAUGAGGAAAUCUGGGGGCCGAAACCACACAGGCCGCAUCCAAGUGCAUGGCAUUGGCGGGGGCCAUAAGCAGUGUUACCGAAUGAUUGACUUUCUGCGAUUCCGGCCCGAGCAGGAAACCAAGCCAGGACCUUUUGAGGAGAAGGUCAUUGUUGUCCGCUAUGAUCCCUGUAGGUCAGCAGACAUAGCUUUGGUUGCUGGAGGCAGCCGGAAACGCUGGAUCAUUGCCACAGAAAACAUGAAAGCUGGAGAUGUCAUCCUCAACUCUGACCACAUAGGCCGGAUAGCAGUUGCUGCGCGGGAAGGAGAUGCACAUCCUCUUGGAGCCCUGCCAGUGGGUACCCUCAUCAACAAUGUGGAGAGUGAGCCAGGCCGUGGGGCCCAGUAUAUCAGAGCUGCAGGGACGUGUGGUGUGCUGCUUCGGAAAGUAAAUGGGACAGCCAUCAUCCAGCUGCCUUCUAAGAGGCAGAUGCAGGUGCUGGAAACAUGCACAGCAACAGUGGGCCGAGUAUCCAACAUUGACCAUAACAAGCGAGUCAUUGGCAAGGCUGGGCGGAACCGCUGGCUGGGCAAGAGGCCUUCCAGUGGGCUGUGGCACCGCAAGGGGGGGACGGCCGGCCGAAAGAUUCGGCCCCUGCCCCCCAUGAAGAGCUAUGUGAACCUGCCCUCAGUUGCUGCACAAAGCUGAUUUAUCUUGGGACUCUAAUAAAAU
Messenger RNA from Elephantulus edwardii (Cape elephant shrew), 951 nucleotides. It is a transcript of the gene MRPL2, whose product is annotated as mitochondrial ribosomal protein L2. Gene Ontology annotation, molecular function: structural constituent of ribosome; RNA binding. NCBI's taxonomy places the organism in Eukaryota, Metazoa, Chordata, Mammalia, Macroscelidea, Macroscelididae. The transcript has 7 exons. Gene Ontology annotation, biological process: cytoplasmic translation. Gene Ontology annotation, cellular component: ribosome. The coding region runs from base 1 to 927 and encodes 308 amino acids. The record is from RefSeq and is a predicted model, not a curated record.